This is a messenger RNA of Oryzias melastigma (Indian medaka), 1893 nucleotides long. Its product is annotated as CD209 antigen-like protein E. Bases 101 to 988 code for a protein of 295 amino acids. The record is from RefSeq and is a predicted model, not a curated record. The transcript has 6 exons. Lineage: Eukaryota; Metazoa; Chordata; Actinopteri; Beloniformes; Adrianichthyidae.
GUUUAAAGCUGAUAACAGAGGCUCACGUGGACACGUGGUUUUGUAACACUGACCGAGCGCUCCAUGCAGACAAACAUAAGUAACCUGAAGAUUUUCAAACAUGGUUUCAAAGAAUGAUCCCAGCCCAUUUGGCAGAUCAUACCACCAUAUGGGAGGCAAAGGGUCCAUGCGCCUGGUCAGAGUCGGGUCCAGAAGCUUCCCAGUUUAUUCACUAGUUAUUGUGUGUUUAGUCUUGCUGAACGUUAUUUUGUUGUUAACAGCUGUCGUAGUCGGGAUUAACUGUGAAAGCAUCACGGAUUUCCCCCAAAACGACCUUAUGCCGCAAGUACUCAAGACAGAGGUGGAGCAGCUUCGAAGAGUAAUGAGUGAAACUGCUCAAGAUGGACAAACCCAACAAGAUUUUGUCAAAGAGCACAUGAGCAAUCAGCAAAUAAAGCUGCAGCUAGAGUCCAACAAGACUCACAACGAUGAACUGCAAAAGCAGCUUGAACUCCUUCAGGCAGAGAGAGCAGCGCUGCAGUCAAACACAUCGGAUAUAGUGGAAAGCUGUGGAUUAUGCAUGCCAGGAUGGUUUUUGUCAAACACAUCAUGCUACUUUUAUGGGAAGCGACAAUUCAACAAAGGGAUAAACUGGACCACCAGCAGAGAAGACUGCAUCCGCCGUGGGGCUGACCUCGCUGUUUUCGACACGGUUGAGGAACAUAUAAUGGUUUUUGAGCGCUUACCCAAAGUGAAGUGGGGAACAUAUCUGUGGGGAAUUGGAGGACUGUGGAUUGGCCUCACAGAUCAUCAGAGAGAAGGCACUUGGAAGUGGAUCAAUAACGCGACUCUGAACUACACGAGGUUUUGGAUGGACGGAGAGCCAAACAAUCAUUGGUCUGCCGAGCACUGCGUUGGUCUUAUGAACACAGACAAAGGUUUAAAGUCAUUGUUUGACGCAAGAUGUGAAUCACAUCGUGAAUAUCUGUGUGAAAAGAAGCUAAGCUAACGUUGCUUGCUAAAAACAAACCUCACAUUAUUUUACAUUAUGCAUCAUACUAGAAAAAAGCUGAAAAACAUCCUGUACGCUUAUAUGGAAAUGAGAAAAUAUAAUCUGUUGCAGUUUUUGUCUAUUUUGAUGAGUAUUUUUGAAUAAUUUUGACUGCCUGUGUUCUUAUUGAACCUAGUUGAGCCUUUUGUAGCACGUUCAUGUUUUCAUGCAAAGUAUACCAAUUACAAAUAAUACACAAAAAGACAAAGAAAAUGUAAUUUCAUGUAAAUAUUCAAUCUAUAUUAUAGGUUUGCUUCUGUGAUUUAAUUGUGAACAAUAUUGUAUAACCUAGUGAGGAAAUAAUACAACAAUCCUUUGAGUAACACACAAAAAAUGCCAAAUCUUUCAAUAAAGCUUACCACUAGUUCAUGUAAAUUCAUUCUUUUAUGCCAAUGUAAUUGCAACUAAAUGUUCUUUCCAUUGUCAUUGCAUUUAUAUUAAAGAAUUGAAAUACACACUUGUGAAAAAUAAAGCAGCUAGACUCAUUAGCUUGGGUUUGUGAGGUGCUAUAAGCUAGCAGGCGAGAGUAUAAAAAAAUGGCUGAUUGGAUAUUAGUAGAGCUAACUUCUGUGCCAAUAACCCCAUACACAAUCCAGAUGAAAAUUUCUAAUAAACUCCUGCCAUUCUGGAGAAAAUGAGUCUAAAAAAAUGAGAAGUUUUCUGAUUAGGGGUAAUAACAAGAUAAUCAUGAUUAAAAGACCACUGGAAACAAUUUAACAAUAGAAAAACAUGUAGUUUGCAGUGGGACUUUAAAUAAUAAUUCAUUAUCCUUCCAGAAAAAAUAAAAUAAAAUACAGACUUUUGAAGCAGGGAGAGAUUAAGCGUUAAAGCUUGGUCCUACAUUCAAAUUAUACACACGAAAA